Molecule: messenger RNA, 1020 nt
Organism: Stylophora pistillata
Lineage: Eukaryota; Metazoa; Cnidaria; Anthozoa; Scleractinia; Pocilloporidae
Product: melanocortin receptor 5-like
Biological process (GO): G protein-coupled receptor signaling pathway
Cellular component (GO): membrane
Molecular function (GO): G protein-coupled receptor activity
Source: RefSeq, a predicted model, not a curated record
AUGGUAAAAAUUCGUCUACUGAACUUCGCAUGGACUGAUAUCUCUUUGUCGAAGCUCUUGAAGUUAAUUAACAGUAAAUGUUCCCCAUCGAAUCUAGUUAAACUCGCUAAACCAGUGGUGAUGACUAUUGACUGGUUCUGGAUCGUAGGUUGGUUUUUCACUUUCUUUGGCCUGGUGGGAAACAGUUGGGUUAUUUUCAUCAUAGCGAGAAGAAGAAGAUUACAAACAACAGCCAACUGGUUCAUCCUUUCCUUGGCGGUGGCCGAUCUGGGUGUUACUUGUGGAUAUUUCCCAGCGGUCAUGAUCUGCAAUGUGCUUGUGGUUACAUGCAACAACGACGUUCGCCGAAUAAUCGCUUGUUUCUUCAUAAGAGCUUCUGUCUUUUGCCUCACCGCCAUGGUUACUGAACGCUAUAUCGCUAUCGUCCAUUCCUUAAAAUAUAUCCGUUUCUUUAAGACGAGAAACGUGGUCAUUAUUAUUGCGACCUGUUGGACAGUUGCGAUAAUUUGCGACCUCAUCAUUGAUCUUUCCAAAAGCGUACUAUCCGCCGCAGAAAAGGUUAUACUUGGUUCCAUUUCCAUCAUGCUCUUCCGAGUGUUACCAACAAUGUUUCUUUGCGCGGCACAUUUUCACAUCCUAUUAAUUGCUCGCAAACACUCUCUCGAGAUGAAAGUUCUUUUCAAACAAGUUCGAUUCAACGUCGCAGCAAACUCUGUCAAGGUAAAGGAAGUUAGAAAUGCGGGAUUAAAGGCAUCCACAGUGAGAUUGGUAACAGUACUUGUCUUUAUAUUUGUGGCAUAUUACGGAAUAGCUAACCAUUGGGAAAUCUGCGAUAAAUUUAGUCUUUGUGAUGUGUCUAACCAUGAAAAAGUGGCAGUAACAUUGCUAAUUUUGGCCAAUUCUACGCUAAACCCCUUUGUGUACGCAUUUUUCAAAGAAGAUAUUGAAAGAGAAUCAAAAGCUUUCCUUUGCCGCAGGAGGAAAUUGAAACUACGUCCCUUCCAGGUUCAUCCAGAGUAG